CAAAUUAUCAACUUCCUUGCUCGUGAUAUUUGAUAAAGCCCACCUUCUUUUUCACGUCACUCUCUUUUCUUCUUUAUUUAAUUUUGUUUUUCCAAUCUCUAUCUUUUCUUAUUCCUCACCCACGCUAUAAAUAUCACCCAUUGCAAGUCCUUCUUCUUCCUAUUUUUAUGCACUGUCAUAUUGGAUACAUAUCAAGAUUUGAGAGAGAUGGGAGAUAAUAGCAAUGUUAAUCUGCCUCCAGGAUUCAGAUUUUAUCCCACUGAUGAAGAGCUUGUCGUUCAUUUCCUCCAACGUAAGGCCGCCCUCUUGCCUUGCCACCCUGAUGUCAUCCCUGAUCUUGACCUGUAUCCCUAUGAUCCCUGGGAACUUGAUGGUAAAGCUUUGGGUGAGGGCAACCAGUGGUACUUCUUCAGCAGAAGGACGCAAAACAGGAAUACAAGCAAUGGGUACUGGAAACCAAUGGGAGUAGAUGAACCUGUCGUUAAUAGCACUAGCAAGAAAGUUGGCAUGAAAAAAUAUUUCGUUUUCUGCAUUGGAGAAGCUCCGACUGGUAUCAAAACCAAUUGGGUAAUGCAAGAAUAUCAUCUUUCCGAUUGUGAUUCUAGCAGCAGUAGGUCAUCCAAACGUAGAGGGCGUUCCAAAAUAGAUUAUAGCAAAUGGGUUGUCUGUCGAGUUUAUGAAAGAAAUUGUGAUGACGAUGACAAUGGAACAGAACUGUCGUGCUUGGAUGAAGUCUUUCUGUCCUUGGAUGACCUAGAUGAAAUAAGCUUGCCAAACAACCAGCUGGGAGGAAGUAUUUGAGAUCUUUGGGUUCCAUUAAUAUAAAAUGACAUUUUAUGUUUUCUAA
Durio zibethinus is the source of this 847-nucleotide messenger RNA. RefSeq names its product NAC domain-containing protein 104-like. NCBI's taxonomy places the organism in Eukaryota, Viridiplantae, Streptophyta, Magnoliopsida, Malvales, Malvaceae. Gene Ontology annotation, molecular function: DNA binding. Gene Ontology annotation, biological process: system development; regulation of DNA-templated transcription. The record is from RefSeq and is a predicted model, not a curated record.